AUGGCUACAGCUCGAGCUUGGUCGCGCCCUCGCCGCGAACCAGCCUUGUCAACGGCGCCGCGACCUACCAGUGCCAGCUCGUCGAGCUGGAAUCGACAUGCAAGCAGAAGACGCCCCGCGACAUGCCUGAGCUUCGCUUCCCGCCUGACACUCGUCGAGUCCGCCUUCGCUUCAUUAACGUCGGCGCGCAUCCCAUCAACUGGGUCCCGGUCGACGAGCACGAGCCAUACAGGCCGACAACACGCAGAAGCUGCCUGUCCAGGUCUAUCGCAUUUCUGUCAACGUCGCGCAGAGGUAUUCGGGCUUCCUCCUCACCUCCGGCCACCGCAUCGGCGACUCAUUCUACCUCAUGCGGCUUGCUUCGGCGCCGACUUCCCCGACCCUGACCCGCAGACGCGCAUCGUCAUCCGCAUCGCCGAUGAGGGUCACCGACUCGCCAGGACGCUGCCGAGGAGCCGUGAGUGGAACGACCCGACGACUGGCAAUUGGACCGACCUCGACGAGAGACUGCUCGAGCCAAUCGUCGUCCAGCACGCGCCGCCCCAAGCCGACCAGAUCUCGUUCUUCAACUCGUCGCGCAUCGGACCUCUCACGACGACCGACGAGGCGGGCCUUAGCGACGGCAUCAGCUUCCUCGAGUGGACGCUCAACAACAUUAAUUGCGAGAACUUCGCUGGCUUGAACCAAGCGCUCGCCGCAACGUCCGUCUUCUACGGCUCCGACCUCGCUUCGCUCAUCACACCCAAGCUCAUCCAAGCGCUCGACGGUGCCGCGAUGUCUUCAGCCUCGACUGCUGCGAUUUUUUCGCUUCUCGCUCGGCUACCGAAGGAGGACUUCGUCGGACAGGCAUUGGAGAAGCUGGCUAUUGCGAGCGGGCUUAUGGCGUCGAAGACACAAGCCCGAAAGGCCAUCGAGGCGGGUACGAUCCAGCUCAACGGCACGCGCAUCCCGCCUAAAAGCCAUCAGCGCACGAUCAGCGAGGCGGAUCUGCUAGACAGGCGACUCGUGGUGAUCAAGGCGGGCAAGACGGCGCACAAGGCGGUGUUGCUCGAGUAG
Molecule: messenger RNA, 1056 nt
Organism: Rhodotorula toruloides NP11
Lineage: Eukaryota; Fungi; Basidiomycota; Microbotryomycetes; Sporidiobolales; Sporidiobolaceae
Product: tyrosyl-tRNA synthetase
Exons: 9
Coding region: 1-1056 (351 amino acids)
Molecular function (GO): RNA binding
Source: RefSeq, a predicted model, not a curated record